GGCUCAUGCGUAGGGCUGCGCUCAACCUUUCGAAGUCGGCUAUCCUGACCUCGCACAUGGCACUGAUCGCUCACAAGAUAUGCAUCGCUAUGCUUUAGCAAAUGAGACGUCGCGUCGCCAACAAACAUGCGAAGGAUCUCGGCUCCAACGACCACAACACUGACGAUCAUGACCCUGGCACCGUUGCUUCCUGCCCAUCUCGCACGCCUCACAUCGCCAGCAUCAACCCUUCGAACCAACACAUCACCCCAACAGGCUUUUCUUCUGACAAUAAUUGUCGGCUAACAAUCUUCCAAUGUCAACAUUGCACAUCAUGUUGACAAACAAGUAAGCCCUUGCGCCCGCGUCCACCUUUCAACAACCGCCUUGGCGAUGCUGCAUGCCCACCGUUGAAAGGCACAUGGCACAUGCAUGGGAGAUCCCAUCGUGCGCAGGGGCCGCUCACAUGCACACCCAUUACCCUUGCCUCACUGGUACGAAGCGAUCACGCCGCAGGCUCGCAUGCGAUCGCCUUCUUCUUUCGUCUCCCCUCCACUCUCGCGGAAGCUUGCCGCGCGUCUGUUGCAGUUUCUUAUCGAUUGUGAGAGAUCAUGAUGGCUCGGGCAUCGCUUGGAUAGGUACCGUGCCCGAAAUGGGUGGCGUUGAAGGGAUGGAGACGGCCUGGGGAGGAGCGUGUCAUCUAGGGAGGAGCGUGUCAUCUAGGGAGGAGCGUGUCAUCUCGGAGAAGCAUUGUGCCAUCUCGGUGAAGCAUUGUGCCUCG
Macroventuria anomochaeta is the source of this 760-nucleotide messenger RNA. RefSeq lists its product as uncharacterized. The transcript has a single exon. The record is from RefSeq and is a predicted model, not a curated record. Lineage: Eukaryota; Fungi; Ascomycota; Dothideomycetes; Pleosporales; Didymellaceae. The coding region runs from base 102 to 320 and encodes 72 amino acids.